Acaromyces ingoldii is the source of this 639-nucleotide messenger RNA. RefSeq names its product BcpB protein. The annotation marks the transcript as partial. Gene Ontology annotation, biological process: cell redox homeostasis; cellular response to oxidative stress. The transcript has a single exon. NCBI's taxonomy places the organism in Eukaryota, Fungi, Basidiomycota, Exobasidiomycetes, Exobasidiales, Cryptobasidiaceae. Gene Ontology annotation, cellular component: cytoplasm. Gene Ontology annotation, molecular function: thioredoxin peroxidase activity. The record is from RefSeq and is a predicted model, not a curated record.
AUGACGGAAGCUGGCACCUUUCCCCUGCCGGCGAACCUGCCCGUGCCCGAGGAUACGGGCGCGUGCGUGCACCUCCCUGGCCACCCGAUGCCGCCCCUCAUCGAGCUGGCGUCCACGGCCGGCGGUGUUGUCGACCUGUUCCUCCUCUCGCUCUCGCGGCCCGUCCUCGUGUUUGUGUACCCACGCACGGCCUCGCCCGGCGAGGAGGUGCCCGAGUCGUGGAAUGCACUUCCGGGCGCACGCGGCUGCACCCCCGAGCUCUGCUCCAUCCGCGACGGCCUCCACCCUCUCGUCGAGCACGAGCCGACGCUGGCCAUCUUUGGCCUCAGCGUCCAGCCAACAGCUAUCCAGCAGGAAGCCGCCACGCGGCUCAGGCUGCCCUACGCGCUCCUCUCCGACGAGUCGCUCGCCCUGCAAAAGGCCCUCGACCUGCCGACGCUCCAGUGGCAGGGCAGGACCUUUCUCCAGCGCGUCACGCUCCUCCUCAAGGAGGGCCAGAUCACCCAGGUCCACUAUCCCGUCUUUCCCCCCGAUAAGGCGGCAGCCGUGGCGCUGCAGAUGCUCAAUGGAUCUCGUCACGCUUGUGUGCCUGAAAGUUGUGAAGAGGCCGACGGAGAGGCGGAGGUGGCAGAGGCUGAG